UCGCUGCAGACUCAACUCAUAAACCCUUUUCUAGGGUUCUACCGUUCCUUCCCUUCUAUAAACCCUGCAUUUCUCUCUCACACAGCACAUAUUCGAGUGAAAAUGAAUAGCCUCCGCCUACUGAGAAAGUCGGCAACGCCAUGUUCAAAGCGACUCACACUUGCCUCCAUCAUCAACCCUAGUGCGACUCUUCUAUCACCAUCAACACCCAGAGAUGCUCCUAUUAGUACCCAAAGUCAUUACUUUUCCACCUCCACCACUUCUAUUAGACAGCAAUCGAAAUCGCUCGAGUGGGUCAGUGGUAACUAUGGAGUUCUAACGAGAAAUUUUCAUGUGGGUGGUGGGUCGUUGAAUUUCAGGGCUUCCGAAGUGUUAUCUCAGGCGGAACUUGCGUUCGCCAAUUUCUCCGAUGAAGAUAAGUCGUUGGGAGCGAGUGGGGCCGUCGAUGAUGGUCUUGAGAUAUCGAAGCUUGGGAUUUCUGGAGAGAUCGUUCAGGCUUUGGCUAAGAAGGGUAUCACUAAGCUCUUCCCUAUUCAGAAAGCAGUUCUGGAGCCAGCAAUGCAGGGUCGUGACAUGAUAGGUCGUGCUAGAACAGGAACGGGGAAGACACUUGCUUUUGGGAUUCCCAUUAUGGAUAAGAUUAUUCAAUUUAACAAUAAGCAUGGACGUGGAAGGAAUCCUCUGGCCUUAAUCUUGGCUCCAACGAGAGAACUUGCUCGCCAAGUUGACAAGGAAUUCUACGACUCUGCGCCCAGUUUAGAUACACUGUGUGUUUAUGGCGGUGUGCCCAUUGGGCGGCAAAUGGGUGCACUGGACCGUGGUAUUGAUGUGAUUGUCGGCACACCUGGUCGAGUUAUCGAUCUCAUUAAGAGGGGUUCUUUGAAUUUAUCAGAGGUUCAGUUUGUUGUUCUUGAUGAAGCGGAUCAGAUGCUCAACGUAGGUUUCCAGGAAGAUGUGGAAGUAAUCUUGGAAAAUUUGCCCAAGAAACGUCAGAGCUUGAUGUUCUCAGCAACCAUGCCAGGUUGGAUAAUGAAACUUACUCAAAAGUACCUGAAAACCCCGUUAACCAUUGAUCUUGUAGGAGAUUCUGAUCAGAAACUGGCUGAUGGAAUUUCUUUGUAUUCGAUUGCAUCAGAUAUGCAUGAGAAGCAGGCAAUUAUUGGACCUCUAGUAACAGAACAUGCUAAAGGUGGUAAAUGCAUUGUUUUCACUCAAACGAAACGUGAUGCUGAUCGUUUGGCAUAUGCUAUGCAAAAAAAUUUUAAAUGUGAAGCUUUGCAUGGAGAUAUCUCACAGAAUCAAAGGGAAAGAACACUUUCCGGUUUCCGAGAUGGCCGCUUCAAUAUUUUGGUUGCCACUGAUGUGGCUGCCCGUGGCCUUGAUGUACCUAAUGUUGAUCUGGUGAUACAUUAUGAACUUCCAAACUCUUCGGAGAUUUUUGUUCAUCGAUCUGGCCGAACAGGACGUGCUGGAAAGAAAGGAAAUGCAAUUCUCAUUUAUUCAUCGCACCAGUAUAGGGAUGUUAAGGGUAUUGAACGGGACGUAGGAUGCAAAUUUACAGAGCUCCCUAGGAUUGCCGUUGAGGGUGGAACCAGAGACAUGUUCAGUGACAUGGGCGGCAGCGGUGGUGGUGGUAGCCGCUCUGGAUUCUCUAGAAGUAUGGGUGGCGGUCGAUUCAGUGACUCAGGUUUUAGUCGCCCUGGUGGCUACAGUGGCUCUGGAGCUGGCCGCUUUGGUGGGUACAGUGGUUCAUCAUCUGGUCCUAGUCGUUCUGGAUCUUAUGGUGGAUCCAAUUCAGGUCGAUCAGGUGGAUUUGGUGGACCUAGCUCUGGCCGCUCUGGCAGCUUUGGUGGGUCCGGGUUUGGCCGCUCUGGUGGAUUUGGGGACCUUGGUGGUGCAGAUCGUUCAAGUGGUUUUGGGAACACAGGUGGUUCAGAUCGUUCAAGUGGGAGGAGAUCUUAUUAAAACUCUAUUUGGAGGUAAGUUUAGUUUGCCCUUUCACAAAAGAAUACUGACUUUGUUUAACUGUCAUCGUAGCAUAGUUGGUAUUGAGCUUGUCACUUGCAUCAUUUUGUACUUAAGCUAGACACAGCCACUUGUGUAACUUGGGAAGCUGGUUUUGGGUGACCUGAUUUCAGUGAGUGUUUUGGGCUUAUGCAAAGAGUGACAAGUAUACCCACUCCAGCAAAAGCGAAACAAAAAGUGAACAAAGGGGUUAAAUACGUCUCCCAGAAACUCUACAAUAGAAUGGUACUUCUUGGCACAUCUUGAUUGUCCCUCCACAUUCAUUUCUACUGUCAGCACUUGCUAAUUCCUUGUUCUUGGUAUAUUGUCCUUACAGUAGUUCUCUUUCUACUUUCUCAUUGUCUUUGUCACACUUCUUCCUUUCCAGCAUCUGAUCUGAGCCUCCACUGUGGCUGGGAUGAUCCAAAUCUCAAAUAAGUAUAAAUCUAUGCACACCUUAUUGACUGCCUCCCAAUCUUUGCCAAAGUUGUCUCCUACACAUCCAGCACCAAUUAGUCAAAGCCCAUUUAUUUCUACAUGGGGUUGGGUGGGUUGGCAAAUCUGAUUUACAAAUUCAUCCUCACACGCCUUGUAAGGGACUCUUUUGCAUGUUGAUCUUUAGCUCAAGAUGCCCUCCUAACUUUUUACAUUUAAACUUGAGGUUGAGGAUCUUUUGCAUUUCACAUGAGUGUAAGAUAGUGUGUCAAGCAAAUUGAAGAUGGGAGACCUUAAUUUUUCUCAGUACACUCACACCAUCAAUGAGGAUCAUUCCUUAGACUAUGGAAAGUAGAGAUGAAUCACCUAGGAUCUAACACCACAGCAAGCAAAGAUGGCAAUGAAGGAUAUCCUUGCUCAAAUCUUUCGGUAUAUUAAUCCUUUCUAUACUUCAAACUCCAGAAAUCAAGCUACUGAGGUAAUUUAGCG
Messenger RNA from Ilex paraguariensis (yerba mate), 2928 nucleotides. The record is from the annotation of a GenBank genome assembly. NCBI's taxonomy places the organism in Eukaryota, Viridiplantae, Streptophyta, Magnoliopsida, Aquifoliales, Aquifoliaceae.